GUGAGCUGCUCUCUUUUUGUUCAGACUGUUAGUAGCACAACAGCGAACUAACUGACAGCUGCUCCACGGAUCUUCGCUGCGACUUGACACAAAACAGAGCUGCAAUCAUGGGGAAAGGAUGCAUCGCCGCCACCAAAUACUUCCUGUUCUUGUUCAACCUCCUCUUCUUUAUUCUUGGAGCUGUAAUCAUGGGCUUUGGACUGUGGGUCAGGCUGGAUAGUCAGAGUUUCCUCACGGUUUUGCAAGAGUCUUCUACAUCGCUGAAAGUUGGAGCCUACAUCUUAAUUGGGAUUGGAUCUCUGUCUAUGCUCAUGGGAUUCCUGGGUUGCAUUGGUGCCAUUUAUGAGAUCCGCUGCCUGCUUGGAUUGUAUUUCACAUGCCUGCUCCUCAUCCUCAUCGCUCAGGUCACAGCCGCUGUUCUCAUCUACUUCCAGAGAGACCUACUGAAAGGAGAGACGUACAACAUUGUGAACAAAAUUCUGGUGAACUACACUGGUUCUAACAAUACAUCAGAGGAUGCCUGGGAUUACAUUCAGAGAACGAUGAAGUGCUGUGGAUGGAGUGGACAGUCUGACUGGAAAGAGAAUGUGAUGAUAAAGAACAACUCCAAGAUUCUGUAUCCAUGUUCCUGCAGAAAUGAAUCCAUCAGUGGCUCAGAUAAGCAAGAAAAAGGCUUUUGUGAGGGUUUGUCCCCUCAAUGGCCUGUCUUCACUAAGGGCUGUAUAUCUAGUUUGGAGGACUGGAUCCUAAGGAACUGUGGAGUUAUUCUGGGUGUCUGUGUUGGAAUAGCAGUGAUCGAGCUUUUAGGGAUGAUCCUGUCCAUGUGCCUCUGCAAGAGUGUCCAACAAGAGGAUUACACCAAAGUCCCCAAAUACUGAGCGCAAACCCCCAUCACAGCACAAAACAGCAGUGUUACAGCCUCUCCACACCAGCACAGCAACUGGAACAAAGCGGACCAGACCAGACACACAAACACUUUAAUAUCCCAUCAAACAAUCCAGUCAUCACCCUGUCCAACAUCAACAUAAAGAGACACUCCACUUUUUUUGCAAAUAGGCUUAUUUUUUAACUCCACCAGAGUUAAAGAUUGACAUCCAUUCAGUCGAUUUCUGGGUUUGGUAGGAGCACUUUUAGCUUAGCUUAGCUUAGCAUAAAUCAUUAAAUCAGAUUAGACCAUUAGCAUCUUGCUCAAAUUCAAAAAAAGAGUUCAGAUAAUUUUCUUAUUUAAAGCUUGGCUCUUAUGUAGUAAAUUACUUAGCUAGGGACUAUUUUCAGGCACUUUAUAAUAUCAUAGUGCCUGCAGCAGCCAUGGUAGGGUGGCAAAGUUUCUUGAUUAUUACGUCAUAAUCGGUAUGGUAAAGUACUAUAGUAAAGGUAUAGUUUCUAGACAUAUCAACCUAAAAAUAGAAACUUUACAUUUUCCGUACGCUUUUGUAACUACAGAAAACUCCAGCUUGAAAUCGUACAAUUAUUUAAACUUUUUAUUGAGUGGAAUGCUAAUGGUCUAAUCCGAAUCAAUGAUUUAUGCUAAGCUAAGCUAAAAGUGCUGCCACCAGACUCAGGGUUCAGCUGAAUGGAUUCAAAAAUGAUACAACUUGGCUGUUUAACUCUAGAAGGUGCUGUAAAAUUAGCUGAUUUCCAAACAAAAAAGUGGGGUGUUCCUUUAAAUCGUAAAUAAAUAAAUUGAUCUUUUUUAAGUGCUUUUGGGAGUCUUUAUAGCAUGAUGUAUGAUUAUUAUGGCUGUACUUAACUGUUGCGUUUACCAUUUUCAUUGUUAGUUGAAUUUAAGAGAGCACUUUAGUGAAUAGAGAGUUUGAUAAGGGAGCUACUUUUAAAAUAUUUCUUUUUAUUGAAAAAACAAGGGGAAACUUCACACUUUUUUUAUUGACCCUACUCUUUUUUUUUUUAUAUAUAUAUAUAUAUAUGUUUUAUAUGAAAAUUGUAUACUUUCAAUUUGGUUAUGUAUAUAUCAAUAUGAUUGAUUGAUAUACUUCAGUCAGGGUUGUUCUUACUGAAUAACUACAUUCCUGUUAUAGCAGCACUUAAUGAUUGCUUUCUGUGUGUGUUAUUAGUCAGGGUGGAGCAGGUGUGGUUUGGGUUGGGUAAGGAUGCCUGCGGUUGGCGAAUGCUAGGGCAGAGGAGGAGACUAAGGCCCAGCGUAGCGUUUCUUGUGGUUUACAUGUGAGUCAGGGUGUGUAUCUGGAUUUAGGUUGGGUUCGUAUCCCACAAUUCCUUCUGCUGGGUGAAACAGCUGUUCAAAUGUGUUCAGAACAGGCUUUAGAUACACAUCUUGCUGACUAGCUCCAGCUGUAGCCUGAGCGAAAUCCUCACGUCUGACAUCUGUCUUCCUGUUUCUGACUCAUUUUAGCCCAACCAAAGUAAGUCUGAAGUCGUGUGAGGCUUUUAAGUAUAUUUACGUUUCUUCUUUUUAAAUGUUUUGGAGCCUUCGGUUUUAUUAUUUCAUGUGAAGCUGAUGUAAAUGUUGUAUGGCUGUUGUCAGUGGUGUUUAUUCAUAACAAAAGCUUCAUGUGAGGCGGGAGGAGAAAAGAACAAUCUAGAUGCUGUCUGUAAUGCAUUUUCAAACACUUUAUAGCUUUCUGACUAGGAAAUGUGUAACGUUUCAUUUCUCAACUGCCAGAUGUUAAAGCGAUUGACCUAGAAGAUAUUUUUAGUUCAUGAUUUUUCACAUUUCAAGACUGAAUAAUACCUCAGUCUCCUUUUGUAUUUUCUUAAGAUGUUGUCUCUUUAAGUCUAGUUUAGAUAUCGAAAGAUCCUUUUAUUUUAAAUCUGAAAAUGUACCAAUAUUGGGAAGAUUUUGUAUUUCUGAGGUAAAGUGAAGAUGAAGGGCUUUUUAUAAUUUUUUUUGUACAUUUCUUAAGCAAGAUUUUUUGUUGAACUGGGAAGCCAUGUCCAUGUAGUGAGUUUUACCAGCUGUAGUACAAAUAUAUGCAAUAGUUAUGAGUUGAAUUAAAAGAAAACGUGGACACCA
Messenger RNA from Danio rerio (zebrafish), 2989 nucleotides. RefSeq names its product CD82 molecule b (gene cd82b). The record is from RefSeq and is marked provisional. Gene Ontology annotation, cellular component: membrane. NCBI's taxonomy places the organism in Eukaryota, Metazoa, Chordata, Actinopteri, Cypriniformes, Danionidae.